UGCGCACGAGGUCGGGCGUCAGUGCUGUCGGCGCCGCUGAUUGGCCAAGGCGGGCACAGACGCCAGCGGGGGAAGGGAGAGGAGCAGCCGGCGACGCGACGACACUCCGGGCAGCAGCCGCUCGGACCAGACUAGCUGAGGGGACUCUGCCGGCGUCGCCACUCCUACGGGCCCACUCGGAUGAGAGAUCCCUGGUUGCCGCCUCCUUCUUCGCACAGACGUCCUUCUUCCUCUUUCGCAGCAGGAUGGCGGACCAGGCAGCUCCCCUGAGCAUCUCUUUCAGCCAAAGGAACUUGACCACAGAGACUGGCAUACCCAGCUUAUAGCAGUGACUUUCUGGCCCUGCAGUAUUUAAUUUUGUAACACUAUUUAUUACAGUAUUUUUUAUCAUACCUCAGUUUUUGUUUACACAUCAAAGUAACGAGUUGCUUGUUGGGAACCACCAAAGUUAGUUAUCAUGGAGACAACCACCGCCACUCUGAGGAGCUACAUCACCACUGUCCUGAGCACCACGCCCUCAGGCCCCUUGGUGGAUUUCCUCUGGAUGCUGAUAUUAGGUUUCAUCAUUGCCUUCAUCCUGGCAUUCUCAGUGGGUGCCAAUGACGUAGCAAAUUCCUUUGGCACUGCUGUGGGCUCUGGGGUGGUGACCCUCCGGCAAGCCUGCAUCUUGGCAUCUAUCUUUGAGACGGUGGGCUCCGUGUUGCUUGGAGCCAAAGUAAGCGAGACCAUCCGGAAGGGGCUGAUAGACGUUGAAAUGUACAACAGCACCCAAGAGCUGCUCAUGGCUGGCUCCAUCAGUGCCAUGUUCGGCUCAGCUGUUUGGCAACUAGUGGCUUCGUUUUUGAAGCUUCCCAUUUCUGGUACACAUUGUAUUGUCGGGGCAACAAUUGGUUUCUCUCUUGUUGCCAAAGGACAGGAAGGAGUCAAGUGGUCCGAACUGCUUAAAGUUGUGCUGUCCUGGUUCAUCUCUCCCCUCCUUUCUGGCAUCAUGUCUGCUGUCCUGUUCUUCGUUGUCCGUAGGUUCAUUCUUUCCAAGGUAGAUCCUGUUCCAAAUGGCUUGCGUGCAUUGCCCAUCUUCUAUGCCUGUACAAUCGGGAUCAACCUUUUCUCCAUUAUGUACAGUGGUGCGCCUUUGCUGGGCUUUGACAAACUUCCCGUCUGGGGCAUCGUCCUCAUAUCGGCGGGGAGCGCUGUUGUGUGUGCUCUCGUCGUCUGGUUCUUUGUCUGUCCAAGAAUGAAGAAGAAAAUUGAACAAGAGAUCAAAUCAAGUCCCUCUGAGAGUCCCUUAAUGAAGAAGAACAGCCUGAAAGAGCAGGAUGAGGCCAGGGUGGAUAAUAGGAUUGCUGAUGAAGAUGACCAGAGGAGUUCCCCUACCGAAGGGGAGCCAUCCUCUGUGCCCCACAGAGCAGCUGUGGAGGAAAGGGUGGUCUCCUUCAACCUGGGAGACCUGGAGGAGAUUCCAGAGCGGGAGCGGCUGCCCAGGGUGGAGACGAAGGAGACCAGCAUUGACAGCGGAGCCAUGUCCUUUCCAAACGGGAGCCUUGCCCAAUUCAACCAGGCUGUCAGCAGCCAGAUGAGUUCCAGCGGGCAUUACCACACGGUGCACAAGGACUCUGGCAUCUACAAGGAGCUGCUGCACAAGCUCCACCUGGCCAAGGUGGGGGACUGCAUGGGCGACUCCUCGGCGGACAGCAAGCCCCUGCGACGCAACAACAGCUACACCUCCUACACCAUGGCCAUCUGCGGAAUGCCCCUGGACUCGUUCCGGGUGAAGGAGGUUGAGCCAAAGGGAGCAGAUGAGGCAGAGAGGCUGGCAUGGCCUGGAUCGGAUUCCAAGAAGAGGAUCCGGAUGGACAGCUACACCAGCUACUGCAAUGCCGUGGCCGACCCCCACCCGGCUGACGUGGACUUGAGCCAGGCAGAGAAGGGCGGCAGCAGCGGCUCCCUGGACGAGUGGCACGACCAGGACAAGCCGGAGGUGUCCCUCCUCUUUCAAUUCCUGCAGAUCCUGACGGCCUGCUUUGGGUCCUUCGCCCAUGGGGGAAAUGAUGUGAGCAACGCGAUUGGUCCUCUGGUUGCCCUGUACUUGGUCUACAAAACAGGCGAUGUGUCUUCAAAGGUGGCGACACCGAUUUGGCUCUUGCUGUACGGUGGUGUCGGGAUCUGCACUGGCCUGUGGAUCUGGGGGAGAAGGGUCAUUCAGACCAUGGGGAAGGAUCUCACUCCCAUCACACCAUCUAGUGGCUUCAGCAUUGAGCUGGCAUCUGCUUUGACCGUAGUAAUUGCUUCAAAUGUUGGCUUGCCUAUCAGCACGACUCACUGCAAGGUGGGUUCUGUGGUCUCUGUGGGAUGGCUGCGCUCCAAGAAAGCCGUGGACUGGCGCCUGUUCCGCAACAUCUUCAUGGCCUGGUUCGUCACAGUCCCAAUUUCUGGUCUCAUCAGUGCUGCCAUCAUGGCACUGUUCAAGUACCCCAUCCUUGGGCGAUGAAACAGACGUGCUGGAAACCCCGUAGCUUUGCUGCCCACAAGCGCCUGUCUGCAUAUCCUUGCCAAGUGGCUGAAACAGUGUUAGGGUGACUCCACCAUGUGCAAGAGGGGCCGGUUGUCUUCUUGAUGCUGUACCUGCUUUUACGCGUAAAUCUCUCGUCUUGGAACUAGAGAAGUCCCACUUCUGCUGGGCUGUGAAUAAUUGUGUCUACAUUUCUAUACUGUUUUGUAUUGAGCUUUAACUUCAUAAUUAAUGUUGUUAGACCUAUCAUUUUUGUUCUCUGAGCUGAGCCUUGAACCUGGCGAGCACAAUGAGGAGGAGGGAGGGAGUAGCUUAGCAGAAAUGUAUGUGACAAGGGGCCACUUUUAUAAAUAAAUAAAAAACCUUUUUAAAAUAAAGUAGGCUGGGGUGUGUUUUGGUGGGGGGCAGCACUGAAUCUUUGCUUGGAAGUACAUGGCAGAACCAAAUUGGGCCCAAGAGAGCCAUCAGCCCAAACUCUCUUGUUAAAUAAUCACCAAUCCAGUUUGGGACAGUGAGCCAAGAAUGUCUGCCUGUGCAAGCGGCACAGAUUUGGAAAUGGCAGCACCUGUAGAGCUGCAAGGGGACCCCCAAGGGUCAUCUUGUCCAACCCCCUGCAAUGCAGGAAUCACAGCUAAAGAAUCUCUGGCCGAUGGCCAACCUCCCAAUGAAGGGGAAUCCAUUACCUUCUGAAGGAUUCCUGGAGAUAGUCCUCUCCUUUAUGAAUGAAGGGUGCUGUUGAUGUCUGCUCAGCCUGCACAGUUUUUGGUAACCACAGGAGGGGAGAGGGCUCUUGGGAGUGAAUCCUGCUUGUAGGUCUCCUGCUGGGGCAUCUGGUCGGCCACUUUGAGAACAGGUUCCUGGACUAGAUGGGCCAUUGGCCCCGAUCCUGAAUGAUCCAAAUUUGUUCCUUAAUGUCAAAUGCACUUUCAAAGAUCAGUAUUAAAACGUUAACUAACAGGCCACAAAAUCAAAGAACCAGCAUGAAAAUAUCAAAUAUUUGAACCAUUGCCAAAAAGCUCAGGAAGAUCAAAAUGACUUUGCAGAAAGGCAGGCGCCCGGGGAGAUCCUGUGAGGCACCACCUUCAAAGCAGUCCCAUAUAUUUGUUUAUAGGUGGGUACCCAGGGAGGGCAGAAGCACCCCUUAAGUGCUCUGGCCCUCAGCCACGAAAAGCUUUUCUAGGUCCCAGCAAACAGACUGGGUGCCUGAGGGGAUUGAUAUACCACAGGUGUCACAUGAUACCAGCCAGUCCUAACUAGUCAUGCUAGUCACACAUUCUGUCCUGAGGGCAGUUUACGGAGACAGCCCCAUGUAAUGAGCCUGACCUGCAGGUUACUGGAGCAUGGAGAGCAGAGGCCCAGCCCUGCCCAUCUGGUUUAUCAUGGAAGCUAGGAUUUAAGGCAUUCCAUUCCAAAGAAUGGGUCUGAGCUUUGCUGAGAUCUAAGUCGAGCUGCCCAGGGGAGCCCUCCACUUCCAUGCUGUCCUGUCUUACCUUGCCUCAAUCACCUAAUCCCUUGGGACAUAUGGGUGGUGGUGAGACCUAGAACUUCUUUCAUCUCCCUUGAAAUUGGUUAGAGCACAUUUUCUGGCAUGCCAUCAGGCCUGGAAGAUCAUAGCCAAAUGCUCCGAGGAGCAUCCGGCACACUGGUAAGUGGGCGCUUCAACAACCAUGUGGAUGAGCAAUUAAACUGCAAUGUUGAGAAGCCAGUCUUAUUUCAUGCAGCCUCUUGUUGCCUCUAUAGCAUGCUCUAAUCUUCAAGAUGCACCCUGUAAUUAUAUAAUUACUCUUUUCCCCCUCUGCUGGCUCUGUGGAGUUGUGAGCUGGGGUGGGGGCAGAAGGGAGUCCUGCAAGGAUCUGUGCUGGCCCUGAGCGACUUCCUGCCUUGUAGGCACAACUGCAGAUCCUUCUUUCCCAGGCAACUCUCCCCUCCCUGGCAUUUUAUCUCAUCUCGUAAUCUGCUCUGGGGAGUUUACCAUGGCUGUUAAGUCCUGCUCUUGGGAAAGUGGUAACAGGCAGUUGGGGAGCUGUAGGGAUGGUCCUAAUGCAAGCAGAGCCUGGCCUACAGCUGCAGGAUCAGGCUAAAGGGGGGCCCAUCUAGUUCUGCGGCCAGCCAGCUGCAGUGCCUUCCUGAGUGUUCCUCUUCCCUGCAAUUGGUAUUCAGCUCCAGUUGGAGUGUCUCAGGGGACUGGGGUGAUCUAGUCCACUGUUUCUGGUAGCAGCCAGCCAGAUGUUCUGGUAGAUCCCAUGCAUGGCCUGGGAAGAUGGCCUCCCAUGUUUGAUCCUCCCCGGGAAGCCCCAGAUAGCACACCAGUCUUGAAGUAACCAGUGCAUGAACUUUAGUUGAGAGUUCUGCAUUGGAGGGUGUUGGACUAGAUGAGCUUUUGGGUCCCUUCCAGCUCUACCAUCCU
Zootoca vivipara (common lizard) is the source of this 4916-nucleotide messenger RNA. It is a transcript of the gene SLC20A1, whose product is annotated as solute carrier family 20 member 1. The record is from RefSeq and is a predicted model, not a curated record. Gene Ontology annotation, molecular function: phosphate transmembrane transporter activity. Gene Ontology annotation, biological process: phosphate ion transmembrane transport. Gene Ontology annotation, cellular component: membrane. Lineage: Eukaryota; Metazoa; Chordata; Lepidosauria; Squamata; Lacertidae.